Messenger RNA from Silurus meridionalis, 2481 nucleotides. Its product is annotated as macrophage mannose receptor 1-like. The record is from RefSeq and is a predicted model, not a curated record. The transcript is spliced from 10 exons. The coding region runs from base 847 to 1992 and encodes 381 amino acids. NCBI's taxonomy places the organism in Eukaryota, Metazoa, Chordata, Actinopteri, Siluriformes, Siluridae.
UGAGUUGCACUAAAUCUUGCUCAGUGGCAGUCAGAUCUCAAGAGUGGAGCCAUUAAGAGCUCGAGCAGAAGCCUGAUCAAUGGCCCGUGUGUGCGCUGACAGCCUGUGUUCCUUCCCUCUGUUUGGCUGGAUGACUUGAAAUCGGUGGGGCUGCAUGUUAAUCCACUCGGUCUCUCUCGAUGAACAAGAGAGCUCUUCCAUGCAUACGAAUUUGGAAGCGUGCCAAAAUGUGAGACCUGCAGAAUGAAGACUCUAAAUAAAGGCGCCCUGCCGUUAGAAUGGCCACCUACACACUGUAAAACCGGAGGGUGUCUGAGGAUGUCGGUGCAGCUGAUGGAGCAGAUGGUUCUGGCCUGACAGCGGCAAGUGUGCGAUGGGUGGAAGGAGUGUAUUGCCACUGAGGACCAGCCCAGCACCCGGUCCAAUCCAGCCUUGACUACACCUUCUGCAAGUUUGAGAAGAACUUGGUGAUGGGACAUUUGGAGCAUUGAUGACAACUGGAGCCUCAAAACUUAAACUUCAAGAACGGAUUCACCAUUGACUGAUUUUGCCGCGGAAAGGGAGCUGCUUCACCCGGUGACUAGUUACGGGCCCCUCGUUCCCGCUCAAGGUCGAAUGAUUGAUGCUGACAGCCGGCCCGGGUUCAGAGAGCCUGCUGAAGAGUUCUGCAAGGCCCUAAGAGAUACCCAGUCGUCCAGGAGCACUUCCACUGGGAGGCUGGAAUCCAGUAAAAAAUGCAAUUUAAGGGGCAGAAGAUGAGAAGAAAAAGAGCGGAAGCAACACACAAGCUGGGGAGGAUCUACACAACUCGCUGCACCAGUAACGUCCACGAGAAGCAUCACAGGCAUGUGUCAGAAAGGGGUUUUGGUUUUCCUGUUCUUCUCAGUAUGUGGUGUAACGGCGUACAUCCCUCAUCGCUAUCACUUUGUGAACGAGAAUAAAACCUGGAGUGAAGCUCAGACUUACUGUCGAGAUAAUUACACUGAUCUGGCAACCAUCAGCAACAUGGACGAGAUGAAGAAGCUGAAUAUCACACUGAAGAAGGAACCUGCAACGCUAGCGUGGAUCGGUCUAAAGAGCGAGAGCGUUGGGGAAUGGAAGUGGUCUCUGGCAGACCAAACUUUCUACAGAGACGGAGACACUUACAGGAACUGGAGUAGUGGAGAACCAAACAAUGCUAAGAAAAUUGAGUUCUGUGUUAUGAUGUCGAGAAAAGAUGGUUCCUGGUUAGAUGAAAAAUGUGAGGAUGGAUUGUGUUUUGUGUGUUAUGAUGGAAAGAAUACAAACUCUAGUAAAUACAUAUUGAUCAGUGAGUCAAAAAAGACCUGGUAUGAAGCUCAGACCUUCUGCAGAGAGAAAUACACCGACUUAGUCAGCGUGAGGAACCAAACUGAGAAUGAAGAGAUCUGGAGUCUGAUUAAAAGAUCAGUGAAUGAAAGUGUUUGGAUUGGUCUCUUUAAUGACUCCUGGAAGUGGUCAGAUCAGAGUAAAUCCUCAUUCAGAUACUGGAGCUCUGACAAACCCAGUGAUGAUUUGAAAUGUGCAGCAGUGAGUGGGUCUGAGCAACACUACUGGAGUGAUGUGAGCUGCACAGAAGAACACCCAUUCAUCUGCCAUGAGAAUAAACUGAUCCUGAUAAAGAUGAAUCUGACCUGGAAAGAAGCUCUGAGAUACUGCAGGAACCAUCAUCAUGACCUGGUCUCAGUGGACUCUGAAGAGAUGCAGCUCUGGGUGAAGGAAGUUGCUCGGAACGCCUCCACCGAACACGUGUGGCUCGGCCUGCGUCACACCUGCGCUCUGGGCUUCUGGUACUGGGUGACUGGAGAGAUGAUCUGCUACCAGGACUGGGCUCCGGGGAACAGGACAGGAACAGAAGACUGCAGCAAUGAAGAGAGAACCGGAGCAGUGCAGUCUGGAGGAACGAAGCAGCAGUGGGUCAGUCUGCCUCAGAGCAACACACUCAACUUCAUCUGCUCCACCUAUGAAGGUUAGUCAGUGUGGUGGUGUUCUGUAGUUAUUACACCAAUACAUUUACUCUACAUAUCAUCUAACACAUAUAACACACUGUAUACUUCAGCUAAUCCACAUCUAUUUUAACGAUCAGUUUAAUCUCCAUCUUCUUGUUUAUGCAAAUCUCUGAUCCUAUAUGAAUUUUCCAAGCGUAACUCUAAUAUUAUAUCUAUAAUAAAAUAAGGGGUUUUAGCAGAAUCGUGGUAAAAGGGUUUAGCUGUUUUGGUGUGUUUGAUGUUUGUUUAAUAAUAUUUUCAAGAUAAUCAGUGAUCAUUUUUGUGCAUAUUUACAUGAAUAAGACUAAAAAUAUAUACAAGAAAUCUAUGCAAUUUGAUAAAUACAUUUAUUUGAAUAAUUUUCUAUUGUUAAUCAGUAAUAAAACUGUGUAGUAGAUCAAUAAGCAAAAGUUGUUUGUCUUUGAUUUUUAAAUACUGAAUAUGGAGUGUAAUGAACUUUAAAUUUAUUUCUCAA